Messenger RNA from Sceloporus undulatus (fence lizard), 912 nucleotides. RefSeq lists its product as uncharacterized. Bases 1 to 912 code for a protein of 303 amino acids. The record is from RefSeq and is a predicted model, not a curated record. NCBI's taxonomy places the organism in Eukaryota, Metazoa, Chordata, Lepidosauria, Squamata, Phrynosomatidae. The transcript has 3 exons.
AUGGGCUUUGGUAGACCUGAGCCUCCUUCCUCAGAUGCAGGAGGUGGAAUAAAGAGUCGGAUGCAGGAGUACUACAAUUUCAAUGGGAAAGUGCCCCAUGUAACCUAUGACUACACAGUGCCAAGGACGCUUUCACCAGCUCUUCAAACAGUUUCCCCUAUCUUCAAGAUGUCUCUCCAUCUUCACUUACCGGAGCCCAGCCACAAUCAUCAGGAGGCAGUCGCUCCCAUUCCUGUAGAUUUCAAUGCCACUUGGAUCUCUCUUGCACCAGAAGGCAUUGGGGAACGUUUCUCACAGGGAGAGGAGCAUGGAGGCAUGGGCUUCAAAAGCCAGAACUUCUUCCCCAGUAACUCCAGUGCUCAAGCAAGGGACUGGGAUUGGAAGCACAGGGCAGAGGAGGAAAGGUUUGGUUUCCAGGUCCGACAAGUUUAUCAUACAAAUGGAGCAGGCGAAGAUGAAGAGGUGGCAGCCAGCAGGGAAACAGAGUUGGACCUCAGGCUCAACCAUAUUACAGUUAGCACAGUCAUGCCUCAUGGUGCAGCCAGGCACCAAGAGACUAGCAGGAUUGGACCAUCCAGGUUGCGUCUCUUCCGGAAACUGUGUCUCCAGGAUCCACAAAAUGCUGCCAUUUGUAGAGAGCUGCAUUAUCUGGCAAUCAAACUGGGGAGGAAGAAUUCAACAGCAGUGUUUUGGGGAGACCCAUUGGUGGAGUGGCCAGAAGGACUACACAAGCAACCCCCAAGAAAGAAAUUUCUUGAACAUGUGAAUGCUGGAGUUUAUGCAGUGGAUGAGGCAACAAAUGACACAACUAUCACAUCAUCUUCCAAGCCCAGUUCCAGCUCCACCUUUCAGCUGGGCUUUGUGAACAAACACCUGUCAGAACCUCAUCAGGGCCCUAGUACUGAAAGGUGA